This is a messenger RNA of Teleopsis dalmanni, 4214 nucleotides long. RefSeq names its product metabotropic glutamate receptor 2. Bases 1 to 4203 code for a protein of 1400 amino acids. NCBI's taxonomy places the organism in Eukaryota, Metazoa, Arthropoda, Insecta, Diptera, Diopsidae. The record is from RefSeq and is a predicted model, not a curated record. The transcript is spliced from 17 exons. Gene Ontology annotation, cellular component: membrane. Gene Ontology annotation, biological process: G protein-coupled receptor signaling pathway. Gene Ontology annotation, molecular function: G protein-coupled receptor activity.
AUGAAGUUAUCAUGUCGAGUCCUGCUGCAGUGCUUCAUGCUUGUAAUUUUGCUGAACGCCACUGGCAAUGACGCUGCAACACAGAGUAAUGAAAGGAAUGACAGUGAGGUGGUGGGCGAUAUAACGGAGCAGUUGUUGGAUGAUAACGUAGUACUUUAUGAUGAUGCAAGUUCGAGUAAUGAAGCAUACAUCCCAAAAGAAGUGAGAAACGAAGAAAGAUAUGCAACGGAAAGUCUUUUACUUUCUACUACUACACAAAUGCAAAAGGCAGAGCUACGGGAUAACCUACAUAAAGCUGAGAAUUUGUAUCGUGAACCAGAUAAACGCAUAAUAUAUAAUAACCACAAGCAGCAACAGUAUCAACAUCAUCGAAAUUUUAGCAAACCAAACACUUCUUUAAGUAAACUAUUUCACAAAAGAAAAAAUUUCAAAAGACAUCAGCGCAAACAUAAACAUCAGCGCAAAGCACAGCGCCAUCAAUCACACAGCAAUAACAUACACAUAUCACAUGUGCAACAUGAAAAACAUACGAAGAGACACCACUUCCAACCACAACAAGGCAGACAUCGUAAACAUUCGACAGCACUACGUCAAAUGGCACUGGACAGUUGGGAUUAUCUGAAUGAUGAAAUUUUUAUUCCAGCUGCUCCAACCAUGCAAACAGCCACUUUACACAAAUAUACUAACAACAACGAUAGAUCCACUGAAAAUGAAUUGCAAAGGACAGCGGUUGAAACAGAGAAUCAAGAAUUAACGCUACAUAAACAACUGCAGACAGAUUUGCUAUAUGCAACAGAUCAGCAUGAAUCGAUGCCUCUGCAACAUUAUCAUCAACAUACGCAUCACCAGUACCAUCAAUCUCAUCAUCCACACAAAAAUUCAAUUGUUAACAAGGAACAGCAGUUGCCAAAGGAAAAUAGCGAACUGAGUGAACAAUUUCUAUCGAUAGAAACAACACUUCCAGCACUUACUGCAUAUGAUACAUGGGAUCUCGACAGAUUUCGAAACAUAACCAGCACAGAUUAUUUUGCUGCCUCGCCACGUUCGGGACGCCAUCGUGGCCGGCAUGUACCAUUGGCACAUACAUUAAUGCCAUUAACUUCGGUAGGUGUUGGAAAUAGCGGCAAGGUAUUUCGUUCUCUGCCAGAUUCAGAGGACUUUAACUAUGAUUUACUACAUCGUCACACUAUCGUGCAGCGCCAUUGGCCUGUCAAACAUGAGGCCAUAGUUGAAGGAGAUUUAAUACUUGGUGGUUUAAUGAUGGUGCACUCACGUGAAGAUAGCGUUAUUUGUGGGCCUAUUAUGCCGCAAGGUGGCAUACAAGCUUUAGAAGCAAUGUUGUACACAAUCGAUCGUAUCAAUGAGAAGCACCUGCUGCCCAACAUAACCCUAGGAGCACACAUAUUAGAUGAUUGCGAUAAGGAUUCAUAUGGCUUAGAAAUGGCUGUUGAUUUCAUUAAAGGUUCCAUCAGCAAUAUAGAUGACGCUGAGUAUCAUUGCAAUAAAACACAAGUGCGCAAGGUCAUUUCCGGUGUGGUCGGCGCUGCUUCUUCUGUUACAUCCAUACAAGUAGCCAAUUUACUGAGGCUUUUUCGCAUUCCGCAGGUUUCGUUCUUCUCAACAAGUCCUGAGCUAAGUAACAAGCAACGUUUCGAGUAUUUCACCCGCACAAUACCUUCGGAUCAUUACCAAGUCAAGGCCAUGGUCGAAAUUGUGAAGCGCAUGGGUUGGAGUUAUGUGUCUAUUAUUUACGAAGAAAGUAACUACGGCAUUAAGGCUUUCGAAGAACUGGAGGAGUUGCUUGCGCGCCACAAUAUCUGCAUCGCAAUAAAAGAAAAACUUGUCAAGGACUCGGGCGUUGCUGAGGAAAUAGCAUAUGAUAAUAUCGUGCAAAAGCUCUUAACGAAGCCGCGUGCUCGAGGCGCCAUUAUAUUUGGUUCGGAUCAGGAAGUGCGUGAAGUAAUGCGAGCUGUUCGUCGCAACAAUGCAACUGGUGCCUUUUCAUGGAUUGGGUCAGAUGGUUGGAGUGCGCGGAAUCUCGUUUCUGAUGGCAACGAACCAGAGGUUGAGGGAACACUUUCCGUACAACCUCAGGCCAAUCCAGUAAGGGGUUUUGAAGAAUAUUUCCUCAAUUUAACUGUUGAAAACAACCAACGCAAUCCUUGGUUUGUAGAAUUUUGGGAGGACCAUUUUCAAUGUCGCUAUCCAGGUAGCUUCAGCACACCAUACAACAACUAUAAUCGUACAUGCACCACAAAGGAGAAACUUUCACGAGAAAAUACUGACUUUGAGGACCAACUUCAAUUCGUGAGUGAUGCAGUUAUGGCAUUUGCAUAUGCUUUGAGGGAUAUGCAUCGUGCUUUAUGCGGUGGCAAACCCUUGCUAUGUGAUGCCAUGAAGCCGACAAAAGGUGCCGAUUUGCUGAGAUUUUUGCGGAAGGUCGAGUUUCAAGGACUCAGUGGAGAUGAGUUUCGAUUUGAUAUAAAUGGAGAUGGGCCAGCUCGAUACAACAUAAUCCAUUUUAAGCAAUCAGCAGAAGGACAAUAUCAUUGGGUUAAAGUGGGUGAAUAUUACGAGGGCGAGUUACGUUUGAAUAUGUCAGAAGUGCAAUUUAAACUGUUGCAUCCGAAGCCACCUGAGUCCGUGUGCAGUCUGCCAUGCGAACGUGGUCAAGCGAAAAAAUAUGUUGAGGGCGAAAGCUGUUGUUGGCACUGUUUCAACUGCUCCAUGUACCAAAUACGACAUCCAAUGGAUGAGACACAAUGUCUUACAUGUAAACUAGGCACCCUGCCCGAUAUCAGCAAACAAUUUUGCCAGACAAUACCGGAAGUUUACUUACGCCCAGAAUCAGCCUGGGCGAUUGGAGCUAUGGCAUUUAGUGCAACUGGCAUAUUGGUGACGCUUUUUGUUGUGGGUGUAUUUGUUAGGCACAAUGACACUCCAAUUGUUCGCGCUUCUGGCCGGGAACUGAGCUAUAUUCUUUUAGCGGGUAUUUUAAUGUGUUAUGCAGUUACUUUUGCUUUGGUGCUGAAGCCAACGAACAUUGUGUGCGCUAUACAACGCUUCAGCGUGGGAUUCUGUUUCACGGUUGUCUAUGCUGCACUACUCACAAAAACGAACCGCAUAGCUCGAAUUUUCAAAGCUGGAAAGCAAUCUGCGAAGCGCCCUUCCUUCAUCAGCCCAAAAUCACAGCUGGUUAUUUGCUCGUUUCUAAUAUUUGUGCAGAUACUUAUCAAUGGCGUUUGGAUGGUGAUUGCUCCGUCGCAUGCCAUGUACCAUCACCCAACGCGUGAGGAUAACCUGCUUGUCUGUGACUCGUACAUUGAUGCAUCCUACAUGAUUGCGUUCUUCUACCCAAUCGUGCUAAUUGUGAUUUGCACUGUUUACGCAGUGCUAACACGUAAAAUACCAGAAGCAUUUAAUGAAUCAAAACAUAUUGGAUUUACAAUGUACACAACAUGCGUCAUUUGGUUAGCAUUUGUGCCACUUUAUUUUGGCACUGCUAACCAUGUGCCUCUGAGAAUAACAUCCAUGUCGGUUACCAUCAGCUUGUCGGCGAGCGUAACAAUAGCGUGUCUGUUUUCGCCAAAGCUCUAUAUAAUACUCAUACGCCCCGAGAGAAAUGUGCGGCAGAGUAUGAUGCCCCCACGUUAUGCGAACAUGCAUCGUACCGCUGGCACCGGCCCGUCUUCAAUGAUGGCAGCGGCUGUUGUAACGGCGGCAACUUGUGCGCAAGAAGAGAAAAUACAAAAGCAUAUCACACCAACGAACACAGAGCACAACUGCAAGGCGAAAAAACUCUGUGAAAUGGCGACGCAAACCAUCGCCAUAUCGAAUAUAUUUACCAAUAUAGAUAGCAGUACUUACAACCAAAUACCCUAUGCCGAUCAAUUUGUGCCAACAAACCACAGAGAGGAUAUACCCUCACACAAGGACAAAGAAAAGCAUGUAAUAAUACAGGAAGCGAGCUCGCAACAAAUUGUUGUUGCAAACAAUAAUAAAAUAAAUCAGCAACAACAUGGUCAAAUAAUUGGAACAGUGGCAGCAACACCUUCAGCCACAAUAGUGACAGCAAUAAAUGGUGCUGCGUCUAUUACGCCACUCGGUAAUCACAUCAUGCUACAGCAGCAUACAACAGCAACAUCUACGACAAGUUGUGACAAUGAUUGUAAUCGUAUCCAAACAGCAACAACGAGUUUAUAGCCAAGGGCACA